Hipposideros armiger (great roundleaf bat) is the source of this 5671-nucleotide messenger RNA. It is a transcript of the gene PAX5, whose product is annotated as paired box 5. Lineage: Eukaryota; Metazoa; Chordata; Mammalia; Chiroptera; Hipposideridae. The transcript is spliced from 12 exons. The coding region runs from base 1148 to 2413 and encodes 421 amino acids. The record is from RefSeq and is a predicted model, not a curated record. Gene Ontology annotation, biological process: anatomical structure development; regulation of transcription by RNA polymerase II. Gene Ontology annotation, molecular function: RNA polymerase II cis-regulatory region sequence-specific DNA binding; DNA-binding transcription factor activity, RNA polymerase II-specific.
CGCCCGGAGGGAGGCUGAGCCCCGGGCGGCGCUGUCCACACGCAGCGGGUCCUGAAAGCGGCUCCGGGGCGGCGCGGUGGCGCACUGUGCGCGCCGAGCAGGCGGAGGGCUAGCGCCGGCGCCGGUGGCGGCAACGCGGGCAAAGCCGACAGCGGCUCCAUCUAGCACCAGCAGUCCCAGAGGCCUUCGUGGAGGGGACCUUCCGCUCUCCCCUCUGUCCCUCGCUGCACGCCUGGGGCAGGCGCGGCGGCCGUCCCGGAAGAGGCAACUGAAAGACAGAACCAGACCCUCGAGAGAGGACAGCGGGACUCGAAGAGUUGGUGGGCGUGAGGCAGAUACUCAGGCGAGGAGGAGACUGUCGCUGUUGUCCCCAUUCCUGGUCCCAGCGAUGGGGGAGCAGCGGGAAACGCGGGAACUUUGAAGACAGCGGGUCCCGGGGUGCGAGGGCAGCAAGCUUCGGAAGACUCCGGGGUUUCAGCCCCAACGUCAGUGGCGGAAGAGUCUGCGAAACCGCCUGGGCCCCAGCACCGCAGAGAGGAAGUUCUUUGCAACUUCGUCCAGAGACGUGGGAGAGCGGGGUGAAGAGAGGCUGAGGUGGCAAGUCCGAGCCCCAGAGACUCAGAGAAGCAGAGAGAGAAAGGAUCCGGUGGAGACCGAGGGGUCGAGGAGAGACUCCACAGGCAGCGAGGCCGCGGAACCAGCCUGGCAGCCUGCGGGCCUCUCUACCCCCUGAGUGAAGCCAAGGGCCGUGAGUCCUGCAGGCCUCCUCAAAGCCGCUCCUACCGGAGGCCAGGGGUUCCUAGCCCUCCCGGAAGCAGACCCCUAUGCUAUGCCCUCGAAGCUGCGGGCGCCUUGGCCGCAGACACCCAGGGCCGGGUCCGGAGCUGCGGCUUGAGUCAGCCCGGGAGGGAAGCCACCAGGAGUUGGGCUCUUCGCUUCCAGCCGGACUGCACUAGCUUGGUUUCGCGCCUCUAGACGCAGCUCUCGGCGAUCUCCGGCAGGGCGGCUCUGAGAGAGACCCCGAAGCUCCAGCAGUGUUUUCUGAGCCCAGUGCCUGGCCUGGCGGCGCGGCUCCCUAGCCGCGCUGGGCAGCCCCUUGGCGCCGGAAGGCGGCGGCGUCGGCCGGCCUGCAGUCUGGAGCGCACCGAUGGAAAUACACUGUAAGCACGACCCGUUUGCAUCCAUGCAUAGACAUGGAGGAGUGAAUCAGCUUGGGGGGGUUUUUGUGAAUGGACGGCCACUUCCGGAUGUAGUCCGCCAAAGGAUAGUGGAACUUGCUCAUCAAGGUGUCAGGCCGUGCGAUAUCUCCAGGCAGCUUCGGGUCAGCCAUGGUUGUGUCAGCAAAAUCCUUGGCAGGUAUUAUGAGACGGGGAGCAUCAAGCCUGGGGUAAUUGGAGGAUCCAAACCAAAGGUUGCCACACCCAAAGUGGUGGAAAAAAUCGCCGAAUAUAAACGCCAAAAUCCCACCAUGUUUGCCUGGGAGAUCAGGGACCGGCUACUGGCAGAACGAGUGUGUGACAAUGACACAGUACCCAGUGUCAGUUCCAUCAACAGGAUCAUCCGGACGAAAGUGCAACAGCCACCCAACCAGCCGGUCCCAGCUUCCAGUCACAGCAUAGUGUCCACGGGCUCCGUGACGCAGGUGUCAUCAGUGAGCACGGACUCAGCUGGCUCCUCGUACUCUAUCAGCGGCAUCCUGGGCAUCACGUCCCCCAGCGCUGACUCCAACAAGCGCAAAAGAGAUGAAGGUAUUCAGGAGUCUCCAGUGCCGAACGGUCACUCGCUGCCAGGCAGAGAUUUCCUCCGGAAGCAGAUGCGGGGAGACCUGUUCACGCAGCAGCAGCUGGAGGUGCUGGACCGUGUGUUUGAGAGGCAGCACUAUUCGGACAUCUUUACCACAACGGAGCCCAUCAAGCCUGAGCAGUGGUGCCCCGUGCUGAUGAGACAAUACUUGGUGCAGCCCCAGGCAGUCCUUUUCCAGACCCCCGAGUAUUCAGCCAUGGCCUCGCUGGCUGGAGGGCUGGAUGACAUGAAGGCCAACCUGACCAGCCCCACCCCUGCUGAUAUCGGGAGCAGUGUGCCGGGGCCGCAGACUUACCCCAUUGUGACAGGUCCUCUGGAACACUCAGGAAGGUGCUUAGAACUUGGCCGUGACUUGGCGAGCACGACCCUCCCCGGGUACCCUCCACACGUCCCCCCCGCCGGACAGGGCAGCUACUCAGCACCGACGCUGACAGGGAUGGUGCCUGGGAGUGAGUUUUCCGGGAGCCCCUACAGCCACCCUCAAUAUCCUUCCUACAACGACUCCUGGAGGUUCCCCAACCCGGGGCUGCUUGGCUCCUCGUACUAUUACAGCGCUGCUGCCCGAGGAGCUGCCCCACCAGCAGCGGCCACUGCCUACGACCGUCACUGACCUUUGGAGCCGGGCAGAAGCCAAGCACUUGUGAUACAUAUCACUGAGGGUGAUAGCCUCCUAAUCCCCUCCAAAGAUAGCCAGAGGGGCCCGACAAGACCACCCCCAGCAACCCCCCGCACCUCCACUCACCUGAAACUCCUCCACCCCACUCCCCCGCCUUUUCCUGCCAGGGACUCUGGGGUUCCAUGGUAGGGCUGCUGGUCCGCUAGGCGCCUGUCCAUUUCCAAGAGUCCAUUGAUGAGCUUCUCCCAACAGUGAUGGGGUCUCCACAAACCAAUAAACUGUUCUGCAGACAACUGCAGCCCCAGCUCAGCCUGCCAGUCCCCCCAGCUGUCUGACCAUCUGCCCGUCUUCCUGCCUCAGGCCUGGGAAGGAGAGCUUGCUAUUGUCAUUACAACAGCACCUGUGUAAAUACCUUUUUGCUUUUUUGUGGGACCCAGGGUCCAGCUGAUCAGACUGUCCACCCGUUAUGCAUUCAACACACCCAAUGUGUCACAGGUUGUCUUACACCUGUGUGCAGAGCAUCCCCUCUGUCCUGGGUGCCCCCAUAGAGUGGGCUUGGAGCUGUCUGUGAGACUGAGGGCGCCCACCUUGGGGGCCCAGCCUCCUGCUCAUCGCUAUUUCUUUAAUAUCUUGACUAGGAGUCUCACUGGGCUGGUUAUGCUCCACUCGUCCCCCCCCCCCGAGACCCCUUCCCAAGAGAAACACACUUUGGGGAGACACCCUGGCUUCCUGCCCCCAUUUCCCUGAGCCCAAUGCAGUUUGAACAGCUCUUUUCUAUACAUAUCAAAAGACUCGAAGAACCGUCUGGGAGAUCCUUCAGCUACUGUUCUAAAGUAAGAUGUUGUCUGAGGUGCUGAUUGCAUUGUGAACUUUGAACAUUAGGGAUGGAUGGGACCCAGGAGAUCAUGGUCCUAGCCAGUACCUGACGCCCCCAGCCCCUGGAACCACUGAUCUAACUGGGAUGUGUUUCCUGAGACGAUCCCAAGGCUCUGAUCACUUUGGACACUCACCAUGGACACUAUCCCCAACUCCAGGACCUCAGUGAGUGGAUUCUGGGCAAGUCUGUCCCCGCCAUGUAGACAGUAAUUAACAAAAAGGACUUUGCACUGAGGACCACACACAUCUGCAGCAGUCAGCCAGAACUUGCUGAUCAGCCCUUCCCUGUCCUUGUGGAGCCUAGCAUGCAGCUGGGAAUGAAGGUGCUUGGGUCGGGGAAGAUGCCUAACUUCUCAUAGUGGGUAUUUGCCUGUUGAUACGAGGGGCCGCAAUGGUCAGGGCCAUGGACAAGGGCCAUGGGAAUUGGGAAAGGGAGUUGGAGUGGUCGGGAAAAGCCACCUGGGAGGAUUUGGAGGACAGAGGAAGGCCUCCUGGGAGAGGGACAGGACAAGCAGUGAGGAACUGGUGGUGAAUGGGGAGUGAUCUUGAGAAGGGAUGCCAGAGGCCACCAUCUCUUUGCCUGGGGCCUCAUUCUUUGCAUAGUCUCUCUUGCCAACUCAGAAUAGCGAGGUAGAGGCUCUGUCCAAAUCUGGGCGAAAUUAUAGCAAUGACAAUGGACUCUGCCAUCUCAUGUGAUAGUAUCCUUGAUGUCUGCAUGUCACCAAGUUGGCAGAGAGCUGGGGCAGAAAGAGCCUGCACUUGAGGUUAUUGGCCUUGAGAGGUCUUGUCCUGGCUACCCCUCUGCAUUGCUGUGGGACCUCAGACAAGACCCUUCACUUCUCUGAGCCUUGGUGGCCUUGGUAAAGCAAGGUCACCUGCAGGGUCACCUAACAGCUGCCUCCUUCCUUCCUCCCUGCUCAGCAGUGGAGGGCCUGAUCCAGCUCCCUAAGGUACACACCUUCCUCGGUAAAUCCCACAUGGCCCCAUGCGUGUCCCUCUCCCCAUGCUCUUCCUCCUCAGCCCCGUGAUGAGCUCCCGCCAUGCCUUUCCUCCCUCCCCUGAGGCUCUGCUGGUCCUCAGAUUGCAUUUGAACUUACUAGACAGCCACUUGAUGACUGGGCUGCCAGGCAGAAGCACAAGAGCACACGAUGCACACACAUGUUCUCACACUCAUCCCUGUUCUCACCCACUGAGUUUCCACGCUGCCCAGUGGAGCUGCCUGGGAUCUUGGAGGGGAGGCUUCCAAAGCACACAAGCUGUUGAUGCCAGAGAAUUCUGAGUAGAAAACACAAGGCCAGGACCUUCACCAGCAUCGUGGCAGGAGGCCUGGGGUGUUUCUCCGUAGGCCUUCAGCCCCAGGUUCUAGCUCUGACAUUUUAAAAAGGACAUGGUGGAUUUUAUGAAAAAUUUUCAUACCAUUAAUCUAGCUCCAAUCUAGAAAAAAAUUGAUGACAUAUCAAACCCAAUAUCUUUUUUCCAAGGCGCCUUAGUUAGGGUUAGAUCUUUCAUAACUGAUGUUCGUAUGGUGCUUUGCAACCCUUAACCAUCCCCUGGGGCAAUCACAAUGCCCAUUUUACAGAUGGGGAAAAUAGAGAUUUGGGGCUCACAGAGCAAGAUAGAGAUGAAGUGAAUUCUUAGAUCUCCAGACCCCAUUCUCUCCACAGAACCAUGCCCCUCUAAUGGGAGAGUAUGACUUAGAGACACCUUUCAACCUAGAAACUGCCCCAGACCCACAAUGAGGAAAGAAAGAAGAUGAAGUCAGAGGCUGGCCUGACGGAGAGCCUGGGGGUCGGUGGCUUUGCUGGUCCAACUUGAUUCUUAUUAACACGGAAACCUGCAAAGUCUGCCCAGUUUUACACCAACGCUUCUGACUUACCCCGACUACUUUCCUGUUGUGCCCUGGAGCUCAGGGGGAUUGGAGCUUGUCUAAUACCACGUCACCAGCCCUGACGGGGCUUGGAUGUGGACCCGGCUCUGACUCCCAGGGUCUAGGGCUCCAGUGUCAUGAGAUGUCCCCUCACUCUUUUCUUUAUCCUUUCUGCUGUGGAUCAGACUUCAAGUCUGGUUGUGACAAUAUGUAGGAGUCCCUGAGUAGGGCCAUCGGGUCAAUGGGGUACCCACAGGCCUGGGACACACAGAUCACAAUCUCAAAAGCCCUGAACUAACUACUUCCCAGGCCAGGCAGGUGAAGUAACAUAGCCAUUCAGGCAGGGCACAAGGCAGUAUGGGUGAUGGGACCCGAGAUCCAAAGAGCGCUUGCCCCCUCCUAUAGCAUUCAAAUGCGAGCUUUUAAAAUGCUCUGUCAGGGGCCCGCCGAGUGGCUCAGUUGGUUAAGAGCUUGCUCAACAGCAACAGCAGUUCGAUUCCCGGCCUGAG